GCAGGGCUAAUGACAUGGGGGUAAUGGCUGUGCUUGGCAAAAAUCGGGAAGAACUCUAAGUGACCGCAUCUGAGGCAUUGACUGCUGCACUGUUUGGUGAAGAGACCCCGCCAUGCGUGAAUACAAGCUAGUGGUGCUAGGCUCUGGAGGUGUGGGCAAGUCCGCUCUGACAGUCCAAUUUGUACAGGGAAUAUUUGUGGAGAAAUAUGACCCCACAAUAGAAGACUCCUACAGAAAGCAAGUGGAAGUAGACGGUCAGCAGUGUAUGCUUGAAAUCCUGGACACAGCAGGGACAGAGCAGUUCACGGCGAUGAGGGACCUGUACAUGAAGAACGGCCAAGGCUUCGCUUUAGUAUAUUCCAUCACAGCACAGUCGACGUUUAACGACCUACAGGACUUGAGGGAACAGAUCUUGCGAGUAAAGGACACUGAAGAUGUUCCCAUGAUCCUGGUGGGAAACAAGUGUGACCUGGAGGACGAGAGGGUGGUGGGCAAGGAGCAGGGCCAGAACCUGGCCAGACAGUGGAACAACUGUGCCUUUUUAGAGUCCUCUGCAAAAUCCAAGAUCAACGUUAAUGAGAUCUUCUAUGACCUGGUCAGACAGAUAAAUAGAAAAACGCCGGUGGAAAAGAAGAAGGCGAAAAAGAAAUCAAACUGCACUCUGCUCUAAAGCUCUUGCUCGCAGCAGCUCUGAGCCAGGAUGCUGUGAUGAAGAACUGUUGCCCAAUCGGAACGUGCCAGCAUUCCAACCCCACCCCCAACCCCUACAAUAAACACAAGCGUCAAAAAAGCAAAACAACGAUUCACCCCUCUGCCACGAAAGAAGAGAAGAUUCAACAUAUCUCCAGCAGACUCCUCUCUGGUUUUAUAUCACACAGUCAACCUGAGGAAAGAUUUGGAUUAUUUUUGUCUUUAUUUGAUGAUGGAACAACGGCGAACCCUGCGGUGGCUUCCUCUGUUUCACUCCCAGGCUCUCCACACUUUUUGGAAAUGCAAAUUUAAACAGAAAACGAGAGACUACAGUAUUUCCAGCUUUGUAAUAGUUUAUUCAAAGACAGGAAAGUCAGAAUUAGUUGUAUGAUUAAGAGUACCUUUCCUUAAAACCGCAUGGACCCAUUUCAGAUUCAAUUGUAGAUGUUGCAAGUGAAAUCAAGUUGAAAUAUCUGCCUUUUUUAUAACCAUGUACCCCUCUCUGCACUAAUUGUGUUGGCAGUACUAGAUCAAAGUCCACAUAUAUUUUUGUUUUCCCUACAUCUAUGGAGUUCUCUCCAGCAAAUAACAUCUUUCCUGUGUGACUUUGUUUUAUAUUUGAAGUCACAGGGCUUUCAUAUUUCCCAUAAUAUAUUCUAAUUCCA
This is a messenger RNA of Megalops cyprinoides (Indo-Pacific tarpon), 1355 nucleotides long. RefSeq names its product RAP1A, member of RAS oncogene family a (gene rap1aa). Gene Ontology annotation, molecular function: GTP binding; GDP binding; GTPase activity. NCBI's taxonomy places the organism in Eukaryota, Metazoa, Chordata, Actinopteri, Elopiformes, Megalopidae. The coding region runs from base 113 to 670 and encodes 185 amino acids. Gene Ontology annotation, biological process: negative regulation of synaptic vesicle exocytosis; Rap protein signal transduction; cellular response to cAMP. The record is from RefSeq and is a predicted model, not a curated record. Gene Ontology annotation, cellular component: plasma membrane. The transcript has 8 exons.